AUGAACGGGACCACCCAGUCCAUCACCGAGAUUGUCGACAGACUCAACGGCGCCGACUUGCCCUCGAACGUCGAAGUCGUCAUCUGCCCCCCUGCCCCCUACUUGUCGCUUGCCGUCAAGGAAAACAAGCAAAACACCGUGCAAGUGGGUGCUCAAAACGUGUUCGACAAGAACCCCGGUGCCUACACCGGUGAAAUUGCCCCCCAGCAAUUGAAGGACCUCGGUGUUGAAUGGACUCUUACCGGUCACUCGGAAAGAAGAUCCAUCCUUGGCGAAUCGGACGAAUUUGUCGCUGACAAGACCAAGUUCGCUCUUGACAACGGCCUCAAGGUCAUCGUCUGCAUUGGUGAACACCUUGAACAACGUGAAAACGGCACCACCUUGAAGGUUUGUGCCGCGCAAUUGGACGCCGUCAUUGCCAAGGUGUCUGACUGGACCAACGUGGUCAUUGCUUACGAACCCGUGUGGGCUAUCGGCACUGGUAAGGCUGCCACCCCUGAGAUUGCUCAAGAAACCCACAAGGACCUCAGAGACUACCUCAGAAGCAAGAUUGGCGCCACUGCCGACGAAAUCAGAAUCUUGUACGGUGGUUCCGUCAACGGUGCCAACGCCACCUCGUUCAAGGACAAGCCCGAUGUCGACGGGUUCCUUGUUGGUGGUGCUUCGUUGAAGCCUGAAUUCAUUGACAUCAUCAAGUCGAGAUUGUAA
Messenger RNA from Diutina rugosa, 708 nucleotides. RefSeq names its product triose-phosphate isomerase (gene TPI1). The record is from RefSeq and is a predicted model, not a curated record. Gene Ontology annotation, molecular function: triose-phosphate isomerase activity. Gene Ontology annotation, biological process: glycolytic process; gluconeogenesis; glyceraldehyde-3-phosphate biosynthetic process. The transcript has a single exon. NCBI's taxonomy places the organism in Eukaryota, Fungi, Ascomycota, Pichiomycetes, Serinales, Debaryomycetaceae. Gene Ontology annotation, cellular component: cytosol. Bases 1 to 708 code for a protein of 235 amino acids.